Molecule: messenger RNA, 1942 nt
Organism: Lytechinus variegatus (green sea urchin)
Lineage: Eukaryota; Metazoa; Echinodermata; Echinoidea; Temnopleuroida; Toxopneustidae
Gene: ubox5
Product: RING finger protein 37-like
Exons: 4
Coding region: 116-1807 (563 amino acids)
Biological process (GO): protein polyubiquitination
Cellular component (GO): nucleus
Molecular function (GO): ubiquitin protein ligase binding; ubiquitin-ubiquitin ligase activity
Source: RefSeq, a predicted model, not a curated record
UUUUUUUCAUUUGCCGUAAGAAUAUUUGCCUCGUAGAAAAAUGUAACCACAUCGUUAUAUUCUAAGCAAUAACAGGAGGAACUGCCAUGAAUUUCUUGCAGACAUAACCAGAAACAUGGCCAUUAACUUCUGCAGUUUAGCGUUUGGAACAAAAGUUGCUUGUUCAUCUGUGAGCUCAGAUGGAUAUGAGGUUGAGAAUCUACUGAAAGUUGGGAAAUAUGGUCAAAUGAAAGGAUUUCUUGCUGAAUAUUUCAUCAAACCUCCUGUUACCCUUACCUUCACUUUUCCAUUUAAGAUUGAUAUCUGCAGCAUUAUAAUUGAUCCAAAUGUUGGCUCACAGAAAUCCAGUGGCGUAGAGAUAUUUUCUGCAACUAUCCCUGAUGGAAAGGAGAGCUCUGGGAUGCAUGGUGAGGCAGAUCAGAGUGGGAGAACUGAAUCAUUUGUAGUAUCCACAAACAUUGGAAAGGGAUACUGCAACAGUGCUGCACCACGGCUUAUUUACUUUUCCAAUAGGAGAUAUAGACCACUGCACAAGUUGCCUACAAAGUCACCUGACUAUCAAGAGGGCAUAGGAGAUGUCCUGGUCAGGGACAUCAGAUGCUCAAGUCCUGCGUGUGUAAGAAAUGUGAAUCAGAUAGCUAUCAAGAUCACAAGAGUUCAUGGUGCUUCUGUUCCUGCCCUGAAAAAGGUAGAGAUCUGGGGACAGCCAGCAGUGUCUUGUAAGAAGCCACUCAUUCAAAAAAUAAUUCACACUGUGGAACAACUUCAAGGACUUGGUGUGAAACAGAAGGAAUCGUCCACCAGUACUAACUCAAAAAAGCAUCAGCCAUCUACUUCAAAAGUUGAGAAGGAAGAUAAACCUACUCGUGAUAGAAAAUUGCCAGCUUCAGAUGAGUGCCCUGAGGACUUUGUAGAUCCGAUAACAUGCAGUGUAAUGGCCAUUCCCAUCCUCUUGCCAUCCGGCCACACAGUAGACCAAGAAACCCUUGAGAAACAUAACAAAAUUGAAGCAACUUGGGGGCGUCCACCAAACGAUCCUUUUACCGGUGUACCAUUUUCUGCAGUCAGUAAGCCCAUUCCAAAUGUGAAAUUAAAAGUUAGACUUGAUAAGUUCUUGUUGACUGGUGGGGCUGCAUUCAAGAAUGUUCCCCGGACUGCUGGAAGUGCAAGUGAGAAUGACUACAAUUCAGGAGACUCGUCUAAAGCAAAAACAUCAGUUUUAAUUCAACCAAAGCAAGAGAAAUCUAUCAAUAAUGGAUUGCUGAACAAAACACAGGUACCAGUAAUCGAUGCACCACCCAUUGUUGGAAAAGAAGGCAAGAAACACGGAAGAAAAAGAAAGAGGCAAGAUGAUGGUGCAGAAACAUAUGUUAAUGUACAAUAUGCCAACAUCGCAGAGAAGAGAUCCAAGGCUUAUGGUGUCCAUUUGUCUUCAAAAGAUAUGGCUUGGACCAGGGAAAAAGAAAUUCAGAAAGAUCUUGGAAGCCAUGAGAGAGCUGUAUCUGGGAGUCUUGAUGAUGCACUUGCUUCUACUCUAGCCUCUCUUCCUUCUUACAAUAAACCAACUGCAACAUCAAAGGAUGCACCUGUAGAAAGUUCAGAUGACGAUUGCGUGAAUUGUCAGACCUCAUUCCUGGACUCCGAGAUCAACAUUUAUACAAUGCCUUGUGAGCAUUUGAUUUGUCGUAGCUGUACCUCUACUAAGACUGAUGGGAUUGAUUGUCGUCGAUGUAAAAGGACUUUCAAGACAUCACAGUUAUCUAGGGUACACAAGAGGAUUCAUAGUUCUUCUAUAAGGGUAGUAUGAUAAUUAGUUUGGGGAAUGGGGUUGUAUUUCUUGUUUUUUUCCGUUGGUGAGAACCACUUCAUUAACUGAGUGAUGAUUUCAGUCUCCGGAGUAUUAAUACAAGUGUUAGAAGCUUUUUUCUUUCAGGUCAAUGAG